AUGGAGGGAAAAGAAAAGGAAAGUCAGGGCAUCCAGGAGAGAGCAAGCAAGUGUCAGAGGGAGCCAGGUUGCUUGAUAGGGGCUGUGAAUCUCAAAUCCAGCAACCGAACCCCAGUGGUACAGGAAUUUGAAAGUGUAGAACUGUCUUGUAUCAUUACGGAUUCACAGACAAAUGAUCCCAGGAUUGAAUGGAAGAAAAUUCAAGAUGACCAAACAACAUAUGUGUUUUUUGACAGCAAAAUUCAGGGAGACUUGGCGGGUCGUGCAGAACUGUUGGGUAAAACAUCCCUGAAGAUCUGGAACGUGACACGGAGAGACUCGGCUCUAUAUCGCUGUGAGGUUGUUGCUCGAAAUGACCGCAAAGAAAUUGAUGAGAUUGUCAUCGAGUUAACUGUGCAAGUGAAGCCAGUAACUCCUGUCUGCAGAGUCCCAAAGGCAGUGCCUGUGGGUAAGUCAGCCACACUGAACUGCCAGGAGAGUGAGGGCUCCCCCCGGCCUCACUACAGCUGGUAUCGCAACAAUGUGCCUCUGCCCACAGACUCCAGAGCCAACCCCAGAUUUCGAAAUUCUUCUUUUCUCUUAAACUCUGAAACAGGGAAUCUGGUUUUCAGUGCUGUUCACAAGGAAGAUUCUGGGCAGUAUUACUGUAUUGCUUCAAAUGAUGCAGGCUCAGCCAGGUGUGAGGAACAGGAGAUGGAAGUCUAUGACCUGAACAUUGGUGGAAUUAUUGGAGGGGUUCUGGUUGUCCUCGCAGUACUGGCCCUGAUAACAGUGGGUAUUUGCUGUGCAUACAGACGUGGUUACUUCAUCAACAACAAACAGGAUGGAGAAAGCUAUAAGAACCCAGGGAAGCCUGAUGGUGUUAACUAUAUCAGGACAGAUGAUGAGGGUGACUUCCGACACAAGUCAUCAUUUGUGAUCUAA
Molecule: messenger RNA, 924 nt
Organism: Orycteropus afer afer
Lineage: Eukaryota; Metazoa; Chordata; Mammalia; Tubulidentata; Orycteropodidae
Gene: JAM3
Product: junctional adhesion molecule 3
Exons: 9
Coding region: 1-924 (307 amino acids)
Biological process (GO): cell adhesion; angiogenesis
Molecular function (GO): protein heterodimerization activity; protein homodimerization activity
Source: RefSeq, a predicted model, not a curated record